Molecule: messenger RNA, 2282 nt
Organism: Erigeron canadensis
Lineage: Eukaryota; Viridiplantae; Streptophyta; Magnoliopsida; Asterales; Asteraceae
Product: disease resistance protein Roq1-like
Exons: 3
Coding region: 16-2205 (729 amino acids)
Biological process (GO): defense response; signal transduction
Molecular function (GO): ADP binding
Source: RefSeq, a predicted model, not a curated record
AUAUUACAUUAUUUGAUGGCAAAAGUUGCAACUGGGGCUCUCGCUGUUACGCCAGUUGUGGCUAGACUUUCAACAAUAUUAUUGAUCGUUGUGAUUGUGCUUUCAUGCACAUCCAUUAUGAUGGCCUCUUCAUCAUCAUCAUCAUCUUUGUCUUCGAGGGCAUGGAAAUAUGAUGUGUUUCUUAGCUUCAGAGGGGAGGAUACUCGCAAAAAUUUUGUAGAUCAUCUCUACUCUAGUCUUGAACAACAUGGAGGAAUACACACUUACAAGGACGAUGUAACACUUCAAAGGGGCGAUUCCAUCGGCCCAUCCUUGUUCAAUGCUAUCCAAGACUCGCAAAUUGCCCUUAUCGUGUUCUCGAGAAACUAUGCCGAGUCUUCUUGGUGUUUGGACGAACUUGCAUACAUUAUGAAAUGCAAGGAGAAGAGAGGCCAAAUCGUUAUCCCCAUAUUUUAUGAUGUGAAUCCCUCUAAUGUUAGAAAACAAAAUGGGCAAUUUGGCAAAGCUUUUAACAAAAAUUACAAGUCAGUUAAUGAAACAUGGAGAAAAGCACUCUUUGAUGCAAGUAAUAUUGCUGGAUGGGAACUCAAACACAUUGCCAACGGGCAUGAAGCAGUUGGCAUAAAAAUAAUUAUUGGUGCUGUUCUAGAUAGAUUGUUAUAUGUGAAUUCAAAUGUUGAUGAAAACCUUGUUGGAAUGGGGCUACGCUUUAACUAUAUUGAAUCAAAAUUGAAAAUUGGGUUACAUGGUGUGCGAAUGAUCGGGAUAUGGGGAGUUGGGGGUGGUGGAAAGACCACUCUUGCCUUUUUCGUUUAUAUGAAAAUCCGUGACCUUUUUCAAGGUCAUUGCUUCAUUGAGAAUAUUCGGGAAAAUUCAGCGAAAUAUGGCUUACAAAAGCAGCAGGAAAAGGUUCUGUCAGAAGUUUUGAAAAAAGACUUGACGGUUGGGAGUGUUUUAGAAGGAAGAUUCAAGAUUAGAAGUAUGUUAUCUCGUAGGAAGGUGUUGAUUGUUCUUGACGAUGUUGAUGACCUUGAGCAAUUGGAGGCAUUAGCAGGAUCAAAUGAUUGGUUUGGUGAGGGGAGCAGAAUAAUAGUCACAACUAGAGAUGAGCAUUUACUAACAACUCACAGGGUAGACGAGGUGUGUCGUGUCAGUUUAUUAUCAGUUGACGAAGCUAUUCGGCUCUUUAAAAGACAUGCAUACCAAGAGAAUAACCCUGUACAAGAUUAUGAAAAACUUUCUCUUCAUGUGAUUUCUUAUGUUAAUGGGCUCCCUUUAGCACUUAAGAUUAUAGGUUCUUCUCUCUAUGGCAAAGACAAGAAUGAGUGGAUUAGUACCUUGGAUAAGUUAAGAGAAAUACCGAAUCGUAAGGUCACAGAUCAACUUAAAAUAAGUUAUGAUGGUCUUGAGCAUGAUGAGAAACAAAUUUUCUUAAAUAUUGCAUGUUUCUUAAGAAGGUGCAACAAAGAAAAUGUGAUGAGUAUACUCGACGCUUGCGGGUUUCACCCUCACAUUGGGAUAAAGGUUUUGAUACAGAAGGCAUUGAUACGUAUUUCUUCAGAGGGAUUUCUUGAUAUGCACGAUCUGGUUCAAGAAAUGGGACACCACAUUGUUAUAGGACAACAUCUCAGCAAACCUGAAAAAGUUAACAGAGUUUGGCGAUCUCAAGUGAUUGAAGCCAUCCAAUAUCAAAAUGAUCCUUUGGAAAUUGAAGUAGCCCUCAGAUAUGAUAAUGCUCCAACAAAGAUAUUCCCUACCCUUAUUUCAAACAUUAAGAUACUGCGAUUCCUUGAAGUGAUUACUUGGCAUGUGGACAGCUAUAAUGAUGAUCUUAAUUUCAUUUCAAAUGAGUUAAAGCUUCUUCCUGACUCGUUUCAACCUGGGAGGCUACUUGUUCUACAUUUCGGUUUCACCUUGCAAAUAGAACUUUGGAAGGGUGAUAAGGAACCAUGUUUGCAAGAGAUCCGUCCCUCAUAUGCCCCAGCGCUAGAGAUAUUUAAAGAAAAAUUUGCGGGAUCACUAGUAAAGAGACCUGAUUGUACAGGACUCCCAUAUCUUCAACGAAUGGUACUCCUAUACUGCGUUCGUAGAUCACGUGGAGACCCUUCAAGUACCGUGUACGUAUAUUUAGGUCAUUGUGAAACUUACAAAGUUCGCAAUGACAAACAAGUGUCUAAUUUAGAAGUAGAAAUGUCAUCUUGGUAAUUCUAUUUCUCAUAUAACUCCUUUGUAAUAUUACUUAUAUAAAUACAACUUCCUACCACUAUUAAUGUGCUAAGAAA